Vespa crabro (European hornet) is the source of this 1110-nucleotide messenger RNA. RefSeq names its product piggyBac transposable element-derived protein 4-like. The record is from RefSeq and is a predicted model, not a curated record. Bases 1 to 1110 code for a protein of 369 amino acids. The transcript has a single exon. NCBI's taxonomy places the organism in Eukaryota, Metazoa, Arthropoda, Insecta, Hymenoptera, Vespidae.
AUGAGUAAAAGUGACGAUGAGAUAUACGCCGAUAACCUGUCAAAUGUUAGUGCGCCAGAAUCAAAUGACAGCGAAGAUUCAGACAGUGGAAGCGAAAUUUUUGUUAGAAAAUUGAAAAAUUUGAUGAAGCCGGUAAUAGAUUCUGAUGAGGAGGAUAGUAGUACUUCCGACGAAGAGGAAAUGGAAUGGACCCGAACAAACGGCACCGGUAAUAUGCAAAACUGUAAGGAACAAGCAGGAGUGCAAAUAUCGCUUGAUGAAUGGAGCAUACAAUCAGCUGUAGACCUUUUCUUUGGUGAAGAAUAUUUAAUGAAAUUAUUCGUAACUGAAACGAAUCUAUAUCACAAACGGCAACAAAUUGAUAUCGAAGAAAGUAAAGAUAGGAACUGGACGGAUACAGACGCUGAGGAGAUAAAAAAAUUUUUCGCUUUAAUAAUUCUGAUGGGAUUAGUAAAAAAGUCAGAAAAAAAUGAAUACUGGUCAAUAAGUCCAUUAAUUUUCGGAAGAGUCACGCCAAGAAUUAGAUUUCACCAAAUUUGGAAAUACUGGCAUUUCAAUGAUAACGAAAAAUGUCAAGACCGAUUGAACAAGAUUAAACCCAUGACAGACCAUUUCAAACAUAAAUUUCGAACCGUCUAUAAACUAACAAAAGAAUUAUCAUUAGACGAAGCUAUUAUACCAUGGCGCGGAAAGCUUUGCUUCCGCACUUAUAAUCCUGACAAGAUUGUCAAGUACGGAAUAUUAGUACGCAUGUUAUGCGAAGCACGAUCUGGUUACAUUUGUAACUUUGAUAUAUAUUAUGCCCGGGGAAUAAAACUAAAAGAAACCAUAUUGUCGGUACUGUCACCGUACCUUUACUUGUGGCAUGAUAUUUAUAUGGAUAAUUACUACAAUAGUGUAGCAAUCACAGAAGAGCUGCUACAAAAACAAACAAAUGUGUGCGGAACAUUACGAAAGCAUAGAGGUGUACUACACUGUUUGAAAAAUAUAAAUUUAAAGGAGUCCGGCACGGACUUUUGCAGGAAAGCUAAUAUCCUUGUGCAAGCAUUUCGAACUAAAAAAAAAGACAUUAUAUAUGAUUUCAAGUAUACAUACGGCAAAUAUGGUUGA